This is a messenger RNA of Protopolystoma xenopodis, 1104 nucleotides long. The record is from the annotation of a GenBank genome assembly. NCBI's taxonomy places the organism in Eukaryota, Metazoa, Platyhelminthes, Monogenea, Polystomatidea, Polystomatidae.
AUGAAUUCAUGCUUUUUGCCCCCAAACACGUCGAACUAUGAUGGCCAAGGAUCGCUGGAAUUUGAAAGCCCUUGCGCUUCUAAGCUCUAUGAAACAGUUUGCCAAACGAUCCUUGAUCACUACUCAGCUCAUUCUGAUCACAAGUCUUUUGGCUUUGACUCUUGUGGGUCAUCUCUGAAAGCUGAUACCUCAAGCAGCAAUCAAUUCAACCUUAUAACAGAGCCAAAUAAAUUUUUUGUUCAUGCACUCAUCUUCCACAAGUUAAGGUCCCAGCUUACAUGCUUGAACAAUGGACUGUUCAGCUUCUGCCUCGACGGUAAUUUAUACUAUUAUACACUAGCUCAUGGGCCACAAGACUCCUUGGCUAUUCUGAAGAAUGAGCUACACUCCUAUUUAGAUACGUCUCUACUCACAAAAUGGCUUCAACGUCAGGAUGCAUAUUCACAAAAUUGCAAGCGUUUUGGGUUAAAUGACAAAAAAAAGAAUCUUGAGGUUUACAAUUGCAAUCUACGCAUUGCUUUUCGUCUUAGUACUUUAUGUGACUCCAGUUCCUUCGUUUCUUCAUGGUGUCUCGUCGAUGCAUUAGAUUUGGCGAACAGUUGUUUCGGAGCCCUUUGGCUUGCUAUGCUCAAGCCUUUGGCUGCCUCUACUGUAGGUACCCUCACCCAUAAUCGAGAGUAUAUUCUUGAUUCAGAUAUCGAAAUUGCUACGGAUGGAUCUCCUAACAAAAAAAACUCGAAAGACAUUGUUGCAGAUGAUGCUACUGAUUAUGGAAGACUUCUGGGUGGUUAUCAUCCAGCUACCAAUCUUACGUCAAACGGCCACCAUGUCUGGUGUGCCAUUUUGACCGACUUUCAUGAAACUCUCCACGCUGGCAUUCUCACCCCCCUUUACCCUUGUGCUGGAAAUUCUGAUCAGUCUGCCAUAUAUUUACGCCGUCUUUCUUCCCUGAGUCUUAUCAAGGUAUCCCUCUUGCCCCGUAAAAUCCAUCUGUUAUCUCCUUAUUCAAGUAUUUCACUUGACCCAUGUCACCCCAACUGUGCUAAUCAAGACGUUAUUUUCUACGCUGCGUCUGGGAGACUAACUCUAGGCCAAAGUUCCUAA